AUGAGUACGAAUUCGCAAAGUCAUCACUUUUGGCAAGUAGCCCAGAAUCAUCUUGGCUAUUAUCAAGCUCCAGCAAAUAAUCACUACGUUUCAAGAAACACUGAUAACCACUUUGCUCCGCCUAAUUUGCAUCAUAACUCUGUUUUUACUGGUCCCGAUCAUAUGUAUUAUGGACAGAGUUCGUUUGAUCACAUUGAGGAUCCAUAUUUAUGGAAUGGCUAUGCUGCAACGACAAAUUAUGACACAGGUCAGUCAACAGGUGAAUUCAUUGAUGAUGUUUAUGUUACAACUGAAAGUGAACUCAUUAAUGAUCCCUACGACACAACUGAAAGUGAAUCAAAUGAUGAUGGAUAUGAGACAACUGAUUGGAAUCAGAUUUUAGACAUAAUACGAGACCUUUAUCGCAUGAACAUCGGCAGUCAUCUCAGUGGACAGCCACUUGAUUAUGGAACUUUGCUUGAUCUUUUGGCAGAUAUGGAAGGCGACAAUGAGGAGGCUGCAGCAGAGGAGAUCAUAGAAAAUUUGAUGAAAGCAAGAAUUCAUUGUUGUACUGACUAUGGAGAAGAAAUGUGUGUUAUUUGCCAAUGUGAAUAUCAUAAUGAUGAGACAAUUGGCACUCUUGAAUGCAGGCAUGAGUUUCAUGCAGGUUGCAUUGAAGAAUGGCUGAUGAGGGGGAAGAAAACUUGUCCAAUUUGUAGAUCAUCAGUUUUUCCAUCACAGGAACAUAGUUUACGAGAAUUUUGCCUUAAGUUCCUAGAUAUUGUUUUAUUGGUUAUUAAUUGA
This is a messenger RNA of Lycium barbarum (goji berry), 783 nucleotides long. Its product is annotated as E3 ubiquitin-protein ligase BIG BROTHER-like. The transcript is spliced from 2 exons. Bases 1 to 783 code for a protein of 260 amino acids. Gene Ontology annotation, molecular function: ubiquitin protein ligase activity. NCBI's taxonomy places the organism in Eukaryota, Viridiplantae, Streptophyta, Magnoliopsida, Solanales, Solanaceae. The record is from RefSeq and is a predicted model, not a curated record.